CUUGCCGGUGUCUGCAUCGCACGGCUCACUGUGCUCGUGCAAAUGAUCAAAGAUUUCACGUUCUUGCAAAUUAUCUACUAUCUUGUGCUCACGUCGUUCACCUUUGCCAAUUUCGGUCAACCAGUAAAGCAGUUUCGCUGGUCGACAAAUCCGCUGUGGUGCAUUUCAAUCCUUGUCAUUCUUGUCGUUCAAACCUUCUGGUUCCUCUUGCAUGCGCUUCGUUGGGACGAAACUGUUCACACUCGAUUGAUUCACUUGCUCCAUCCCGCGGUGAUCGCUGUGGAUGUGAUUUGGUGUCCCAUUUUGGUUAUCCUAAAUGAGAUCGUCUCGUGGAAAGAGCGCAGUACAGAACCAAUCGGAAAUCCUCAUCAAUGUCGUCUUUCACUAGCAGCUAUUGUGGACCUAACCGGAUUGGUACACUCACUAGACUCAAUUGCGCUUGCGUGUAUUGCCUGUUCGACCUGUUUCGCUCGUUCUAGUUUCCAGCAUGUGCUUUUCGGGGCGAAAAUGAUGGGUGAACGAUGA
Echinostoma caproni is the source of this 525-nucleotide messenger RNA. The record is from the annotation of a GenBank genome assembly. NCBI's taxonomy places the organism in Eukaryota, Metazoa, Platyhelminthes, Trematoda, Plagiorchiida, Echinostomatidae.